This is a messenger RNA of Fusarium sp. VM40, 378 nucleotides long. The record is from the annotation of a GenBank genome assembly. Lineage: Eukaryota; Fungi; Ascomycota; Sordariomycetes; Hypocreales; Nectriaceae.
AUGUAUCACACCUUCUUCCUCCGCGCAGCACAGAUCAUCUCCCUCACCCCCGCCUUCUUCGGAAUCAACCUCGUCACACGCCCCGAAGCCACUCUGCAGCAGCUUCAGUUUCCCAUCCCCGCAGACCCUCAGGCACGCAAGCUUGUUCGCGGAAUCACCAGAAUCUACGGGAGCAGAAACCUCGUCAUCAGCUUCCUUUUCUUCAACAUUACUCUCACGGGGGAUAUUAAGCUUAUAAGCUUGGCUUAUCUUGGCGGGGCGGCGAUGGCGCUUACGGAUGGGUUUGUGGCCAGGUCGGUGAUGGGACAUGGGGAGUGGCAGCACUGGCCUUUUGUGCCGAUUUGUAUUGCGUUCAUGCUGGGUCUUCAAUAUUCGUAA